CAGCCGAGGAAACAUCGCAAGGUUUCGACGACGUUGGUAUGAAAUGGCAGAAACUGCUUGUGUCACGGAAGUACAAAGAUUAGGCUACGAAGAAGCAACUAAUGUUUUUUGUGAUGAUCAUGGCCUGCUAGAGUGAGGGAGACGGGAGUGUUUCUGGAGGAAGAAAGGAUUAAAGAGCUGUUUACUCUCUAAAACCGUCCGGGUUGUGUCUCCGGGAAGCAGCAAACGGCGACUGCGGGUCGACACUGUUGGAAUUAACCGGAGAGGGGUCUUGAGGGUAGAGCUCCACUUUGAUGCCCAGCCACAGCACAGGUCCAGGAUUUCACCAUGAACCGCAACAAGCGUGAUAAAGAAUACUACAGUAUAGAUGUGGGUGAUUCAACGUUUAUGGUUUUAAAGCGCUACCAGAACCUCAGGCCCAUCGGAUCAGGAGCACAGGGAAUUGUCUGUUCAGCUUAUGAUCACAACUUGGAAAGGAAUGUCGCCAUCAAGAAGCUGAGCCGGCCGUUUCAGAAUCAAACUCAUGCAAAAAGGGCCUACAGAGAACUGGUGCUUAUGAAAUGUGUCAACCACAAGAAUAUUAUCGGCCUAUUAAAUGUAUUCACACCACAGAAGACACUGGAAGAAUUCCAAGAUGUGUAUCUAGUGAUGGAGCUGAUGGAUGCUAACCUCUGCCAAGUGAUUCAGAUGGAGCUGGAUCACGAGAGGCUGUCCUACCUGCUCUACCAGAUGCUGUGUGGAAUAAAACACCUACACGCUGCUGGCAUCAUACACAGAGAUUUGAAGCCCAGCAACAUUGUGGUGAAAUCAGACUGCACACUGAAAAUCCUGGACUUUGGCUUAGCCAGGACAGCAGCCACUGGCCUCCUCAUGACACCCUAUGUGGUCACCCGCUACUACCGCGCCCCUGAAGUCAUCCUGGGCAUGGGCUACCAGGCCAACGUUGAUGUCUGGUCUGUUGGCUGCAUCAUGGCUGAAAUGGUCCGGGGUAGUGUGUUGUUUCCAGGCACUGAUCAUAUCGACCAGUGGAACAAGGUGAUCGAGCAGCUGGGGACGCCGUCUCAGGAGUUCCUGAUGAAGCUUAACCAGUCAGUGAGGACCUACGUGGAAAACAGGCCACGGUAUGCUGGCUACAGCUUUGAGAAGCUCUUCCCUGAUGUCCUGUUUCCUGCAGACUCUGAACACAACAAACUGAAAGCGAGCCAAGCUCGAGACCUUCUAUCAAAGAUGCUGGUAAUAGACGCGUCAAAGCGGAUCUCAGUGGAUGAGGCUCUCCAGCAUCCUUACAUCAAUGUGUGGUAUGACCCCACUGAAGUGGAGGCACCACCACCUGUGAUCACAGACAAACAGCUGGAUGAGAGAGAGCACACAGUUGAGGAGUGGAAAGAGUUAAUAUACAAAGAAGUGUUGGACUGGGAAGAGAGGACAAAGAACGGUGUCAUCAGAGGACAACCAGCAUCCAUAGCACAGGUGCAACAGUGAGCAGCAGCCCCGAGCAGCACCACCAGCACCACACCUCCACAUCCUCCUACUCCUCCGUGACCACCGACCCGACCCUGACUGACACCGACAGCAGCCUGAAGACGGCCGGCACCUCCUCCGCUGCUGCUGCCGCCAUUGCUGCUGCUGCUACAGCCGCUGCCCCCACGGGCUGCUGCAGAUGACUAUCAUCUACACCUCCUCCUGAUUCUGGGCAGAGCCACCUGGUCAGAUCCAAGACCACAAGCUCAACACUGGCUCCUGGCCUCGCCCCCAUGCAUAGGCCUCCUCCCACCCCCUGUCUGUGCUUGUCUUCAGUAGUGUAGCGAUUAGCCAGCUAGCUGUUUGAGAAAUAUUUCUGAAAGGACAGAUCUUUUUUUUCUUUUUUAUUACUGUCAUAGUCUUUUUUUAAAUAAGGAUUUUCUCUUCCUUUGAGUCCUAGCUGUAAUUUAUUGUGGCAUUUCUUAAUUUUUCAGAAACCUAAGAUGAUGAUAAGAGAAUUUUUAUGAUUUCACGUUGUUCCGGUUUGUAUUAACCGACAGUGAGAAUUUAAAGAAGUAUCUGUAAAAUGUUUUAAUGUGAUCUAUUUUUCUGUUGUUUCACUGGUAAGCUACUGCUUUUACAACUUGCCAUAUAAAUGUAGAUUCAGUUUGUACAGAUUUUAUGGUAGAUGUAGUUUUUUCUUCGAUACCAGUUUGCAGUGAGCCAUUGAAACAUAAUUGAAUUGACAAACGUACGGUCUUAGUAAUCCCCUUUUUUUAUCUUGCAUAAUAUGCUUAUUGUUUUGAAUGCAUAUGACAUAUCUUUUUUACAGCGAUCAUACAUUUUUCUUUUGAGACAUUGUAAAAUUUAAAUUGAAAGUAAGCUUUAUGAUUAGCUCAUCCUCCUCUUCCUGUCCAAAAAUGAUAGUUUUUCUCACUUACUUGAUUCAUUGACUAUUACAUCUAAGCUAAGGGAAUGAUAAUGGCACCAUUAGGUCCCGUGAGAUAACUUGGAGCUCUUUGAUUACUAUCUUAUGUAUUUUUAAGUGCUUUAAAGUACCUCUUCCUCUUAUGUGCAACAGGCUGUGACAUUGUGGAAUUGGAAUGUUGGUGGAAAGGCUUUGGAGGACUGGAUUGAAGAAGCUCUUUGGCGUUCUUUGAUAGUGAGGUAUUGCUAAAGAUAAACCUUUAAUGAUCCCACAACAGGGAAAUUUUGGCAAAGGACUAGAGAAUGUUUUUUUUCAGAGGUUUUGCUCAAGAUUUAGAUGAGUUGUGAGAGGUUGUAAAAUCGUUGGCGGUGUCAGUAGAAUGUGCUUUGGUGAUGUAGGGAUUGUGCUAUUCAGAAAGCUUGUGAACGUGAUGAUAUUCAGUGUCUUGGGUGGAAAGUAAUUCUGCAGCCUGAUGGAUGGUGCAAAAACAUGUCUACUUCCUACUACCAGAUCCUGUUAUUAGUAAUGUAUUUUGUGAAUUUGGAAAUUUAGAGUGAUUUUUUUUCCUAAAAGUUGGCCAAACUUGGCGUACCAGACAUGCCUCCUGUUGUGAAUAAAUCAAAAGAAGCGAAAACUUUGCAUGUUAAACAACAGCAGCACAACCACCAGUCAAAAAAAAAACAAAACUAAUGAUUCUUACUGUAUGCAAUAAGAGUGCCCUUUUUGAGUGUUUUUGAUUUGCUUUGAAAGGAAAAGUGCCUGUCGUUUGUCAUUCAUUCCUGAGUAUGUGAGUUUUCAUUAGGUUCUCUUGGAAAACAACGGUAGCUUCCAUAUCAAGCUAAUAAUGUAUGACGGGGUUGUCACAAAUGUAUCAUAUAUUUUUCUACUUGUUUUGAUUUUCAACCCUCGAGCGAGAGACUGCUUCAUCUUGCAGGGGUAAGAAGGUGAUGGCAUAUACGUUGAGAUGCUUAAGCGUGUGUUUGAGUCAUUUCAGAAGAACAGGCAGUGUAAUAAGGUCUUUCAUCAAAGUAAAAGAAGCGUUUCUUUGCAGUGACAGUAACUGAAUAUAGGUUAGUUACUGUUUUUGGAAUUUCUUUGAGUACUAAUUUAAUAUGAGGAUUAAAGAGAGAAAAAUGAAAAGGAUAGAUGUGUUUUAAAUUUGACUACUGGAUCGAAUUAAAGUCUGAACUUUGAGAUUUUAUCAUCGUCAGUAUUUUGGACUCUUUUUACUCUUGAAAGGCGACUGGUGACUUUGGCCCUCUAAGAAAGGAAGCCAAAUUUAGCUUAAGCUUUUUAUAGGCAACUUCAAGGAGUCUGUACAUUUUUCCCCUCAGCCUUUCGAGGUUUCAUGCACCAAUGCUGCCUGCUUAUAAGAUUUGCAUAACUAAACCGGUUGUGCAAGAGGCACAAUAAGGAUGUUUGUGCCGCCUUCGAUCAUGAGCAGGUGUUGUGGAUGUUGAUAGCAGAGGCAUGGACAUGACUGUGCUCGAAUAGUCGUUGUGCAAAAAACACUUUGUCUCUGAUCAAAGCAGACGCUCUGAAGCAACAUGUUUUUGUCUGCCAGGUCUAAAAGGGGUUAGAACAGAUGUAUUGUUAUCAUUCUUUGAACAGCAGGAUUUUGAAUAUACUUGACAAACUGUGGCUUCUUCUGCCCUUCAACUCUUGGAAUUUUGAACAAGCUGUUUGUGAAUCUAUUUCAGUGGAAGUUUGCUUUACAUGUUAUAUUUCUAAGAUCUCUCUAAUCACACUUAUUUUGUAAAGUGGUAAAUUAAACUCGGUUGCAUCGAAAUUAAAUAAAUGUUAGCUAAGUGUAGUUUUUGAAAAAGUUGCAAAUUCCUCAUGCAACUCUUAAUGUGCAAAAUACUAUUUCUCUGUAUGCUACAUGCAUCACAGAAAUCAGAGAAACUAACUGGAAUGGAGUAGAAUACUGCUAAUGUAUAAGGAUUAGUUCUGACUUCCAAUCUGAAUUGUUUGCAUUCAGCAAAAUACCAAAACAUCCGGAACAAAGGAUGUCAGUAGCUCCCAAGAUCCAUUACAUAUAAAGUAUGAGCAAGCUAAUGUUAGUUAUGUCUCUGGAAUACACAACAGUUAAUUUCUUGAACAUUUUCAGCCAAUGUUGGCUUUGUCAGUUAGCUUCAACAGAUUUUAUAUUUAAAACUAGAAAAGCACCCAGAGAGCGCAGACCUCCGCCAUUAGCCCUAUCUCCCAAUAGUAUAGAAUCCUUUAAAAGAUUUGUGGAUCCAGCCGGUGAUCCGGAUCACUCCCAAAAUCUAAUCAGUUCUUCCUUAUGCCAAUUUUGACAUUUCCUGAAAAUUUCAUCAAAAUCUGUCUAGAACUUUUUGAGCUAUGUUGCUAAAAAACAAACAAACUAACAAACCCUGCCGAUCACAUAACCUCCUUGGCAGAGGUAUUAACAAUGUCAUGCCAGUAUGGACAGCUGCUAUGCAGCAGCUAUUAUUUAAUAUAGGAUACUAGCCACACAAUGUGCUAGUCAUUUCAUUUAGCUAUGCAACUGUUGAAAUUGGUAGUUACAGAAUGUGAAGAUUAGUAAAAUCUCUUUGUAAAAAUGGUUUACUUGAUGCAACCCAGUUCAAUUCAGGCUACAUAAGGGCCUCUAACCACAGUCACAGUUUUUUGCCCCGGCAGUGCUAACAACCUCAUUUUCAGAGUCUGCCUCACCAGUGUUAAUUAUUGUCAGUCAACUUCUGUUUUCCUCUGUAGCCUCUGUAACAUUGUUUUUCUAUUGCACCAUGUGCUUGAUAUUUUUCUUUAUUUGCAAGACAGGCUGCCGACUGUUCAUGUGGGACGCCGUAUGUCUCAGAAUGGAAAUACACGCUUAAACUUUUUGAAAUAAAGGGUUGGAAAAGUGUUAAGUAACGGUUAUAGGAUGCCAAAAGUUAAAAGUAAAACACCUGACCUGUAAAGUCAAAACCACGAAACGUUUAAUACGGCCAAGUAAACAGUCUGCUUAUGGAAAAAAGCUUGCCUUUAUGAAAACAUUUUAAUGCAGCAAGCAUAGCUUACGUAGCUCUGUUAGGUGCGUAAGCUACGUAGCUAACAGAGCUAUGUAGCUAAAGUUCAGCUAACAAAGCAGCUACUUAAGCUUUGUAUCUUUGUUAUUUACGUAGUUAAGUAAGCUUUUGCUAUGCUUGCUAAAGCUCACAUUGCUAAAGCUAAUUGGGCUAUAGAUAAUGGAACUACGUAGAUACAUUAUCUACAUAGCUAAGUUAGCUUUAGCUAUGUAUGCUAAAUCUCAUGUUUCUAAGGCUAACUUAGAUCCAUUGCUUUUGUAGCGACAUUGAUUACGUAGCUAGCAUGCUAGCUUUAGCUAAGCUAACAAAGCUAAAGCGAGACACCAUUUGUGUAUUUACCUCUAAAACGUUUCUGUACAUACUUUAAUCCUGGAGUAGACCUCUGACCUUUUUCUCUGUUUUAUUCAUAAAUUUAGCCUUGUCCAUAAUGUUUGCAAUGCGGUAAUUUCAAGAGUGUAACUACCAGACUUUGUUUAUGAAUAAAGUUUACAUUUUUUUAAUCUCAAACUGGAAAUUCGUUGCACGGGCAAAUUACAGCGCUUCCUUUUUAGAGAUGUACAGCGUCUCCGAUAAACAGACUGCAGCCUGACCCCUUUCUUUAUUUUUCUUAAAAUGUAGAGAUGUAUCGUGUCUUUAUACAUCAUACAAAGUCAAGACACAACCAGUUUCAAUAUGUAACGAUCUUCUUAAACUGUAUUUGUACUUCACUGAGUUUAGUCACAAACAGCUGGUUCAUGAACAUCAGUUCUCCCUGAAUCUGAAGGGCAGCAAAUUUCUAAGUCCAGUUUCCAAGUUUGGAACAGUACAAAGCUAAACUAUGUCUGCUUUUUAGUUGUUGUAGAUUUAAAGAGCAUAAGAUUAGUCCUGAAUUUGUAUGAAGUAGUCUUGUAGUAAAUGGUAAAACAGGAGUAAAACUAUUACUCACAGAGUGUCACAUCUUAAGGGAGAAAAUAAACAAUAUGUAUCCAUUUGUCAUAUUAGCCCAUUUAUCAUAUCAAUCAGUAUAUCUUAGCGAAAAUAAUCAGAAAAAAACUUUUGUCUAAAGUGCUCUUAAUUUUCUUGGCCCUGCGUUGGGGUGUUAAUCAAAUUAUUUUUCUUCUGCUUAAAUUGUUUUUGCUUUUAUAUAUUUAUCUAUAAUUACUGCAUCUCUCCAAACAAUGUCAUUCUGAUUUAAGUUGGCUUUGAUGAACUACCUCAUGCUGAAUUUCUGCCAGUUCUCACAUAAAUACUUAGUCGCCUGCAGAAUUAGCUAUCGAAGACGUGUGAAUAACAGAUUCCAUUAUUUAUUUAUUUGAAAGUGUACUAUUUGUUGGUUUCAACAGACUUCUAGUUUUGUACAUUAUGUAUACUUCACCUAGAAGUAAGAGAAUUGUUAUAUGUAUUUUUUGUUCUUUUUUGUUUGUUUGUUUUUAAACUAAAUGUGCAAUACCUUCAGCAAACUGUGCUAGUAGUAUGUGAUGGGCCUAGCCUUUGUUAGCUGUCUCCUGAAGGUAAAGAAAAUGUUUGGUACUGUCAAUCCAUGUUUUCCUUUUUUAUGAAUAAGAUCGAUUUUUAUUUCUGUGACUUGUUUAUAGUCAUGAUGUUAUGUAAUCAGUCUUACCUACCAUACAAACCUGUUGGCUAAGGUUUGAAACAGAGACAGGAAGUCCUUCAGGUUUCAGCCUAAGCCAACAGAGUUUGAUUUGGAUGUGGUAAGGGUAAUAAUGUUAAUAGACACAAAAAAAGAUGAGUAAAUACGUACAAGAAAUCAUUAUAUGUAUGGUGCUGGUUUGUUAUGUUUGCUAGUGAAUCCAGCCAUGCAAGUAGUUUUAAGAAUUCCUGGAUCUGCGCGUCCUAAAAACCGCAACCAACAAAGAAGUGCACUACUAGAAAACAUGCACUGGGAUCUGAUGAUGCCACCUCUUUAAAAAAAGUUUAAAAAAAACAUGUACUGCAAAUAAAAGAAA
Messenger RNA from Cheilinus undulatus (humphead wrasse), 7367 nucleotides. RefSeq names its product mitogen-activated protein kinase 8b (gene mapk8b). The record is from RefSeq and is a predicted model, not a curated record. Gene Ontology annotation, biological process: JNK cascade; protein phosphorylation. Lineage: Eukaryota; Metazoa; Chordata; Actinopteri; Labriformes; Labridae. The coding region runs from base 328 to 1482 and encodes 384 amino acids. The transcript is spliced from 12 exons. Gene Ontology annotation, molecular function: ATP binding; JUN kinase activity. Gene Ontology annotation, cellular component: cytoplasm; nucleus.